Dreissena polymorpha is the source of this 2980-nucleotide messenger RNA. RefSeq lists its product as uncharacterized. NCBI's taxonomy places the organism in Eukaryota, Metazoa, Mollusca, Bivalvia, Myida, Dreissenidae. The transcript is spliced from 4 exons. The record is from RefSeq and is a predicted model, not a curated record. Bases 474 to 2744 code for a protein of 756 amino acids.
UGUAAAUGUUAUUUCUUUCUUAUAACAUUUUUGUGUUGUGUACUUUGUGCAUUUGUGAAUCUUUGUCAUGUGUUUUAAAUUGAAAUGCAAUGUGUAUAAUUUAUACAUUUUCUUAUCUAAUUUAUAUUCGGAUUAAAACUUUCCCAAAAGUGUCAUAGAAACUGAACAUUAAAAGACCGUGCCUUAAAGCUGCGAGCAACAUAUCGGCUUUUCAUUCAAUGGGCAUGUUAAUGUUUUUCACAAUAAACUGUAUCGAUCAAACAAUUCAAAAAAGAUCGAAUAAUUAUUUAAGAAUUAAAUGAUUUUAGAGGGCAAAACACGCAUAUCGAUACAUCGAUUUCAUAAAAGCGUAGGAUUAUAGCUACAAUUUCAAUUGAUAAGACUCACUUGCGACAUGGAAAUAAUCAUAAUGAGAGUGUUUAAUGCUGGUGGUUGUAUUUGAAAUAUAGAUAAUCUACAUCAGUGGAAUUAACAUGCUUACAAGGAAGAUUCAAUGGAUUUCUGUGGAUAACGUUGGUGUCCAAUAUCUACUUGGAAAGUUUAUACUACAAUAUUUUAAGGGAACAAGUAUGGCGUCUGUUGUACUGUCUCCGCGCGCGGAUAUCACAGUGUGCAUAGAGCAACUACAAAAAUCCAUGGAUUAUGUCGACCAGUCGAUAGACGGGUUUAGUGAUAGUUACAAAAGUAUGGACAGAGAAGACCAUGAAAAUGUUGAACCAGUUUCUAGAUCUUCCAAAAAUUCAACUGACAUCGAAAACCUCUCGGCUCAUUCAGUGGAAAUGAAUAACGGGUUCAUAGACCGAAAUUCGUCUGAAAAGACAAACGGGCAUAGAGCACACGCGAAAAAUGCGCGUCCGAAAUCUUCUCGUUCCGGUUCAUCCCACACAAGCGAUCAACAACAAAGCAGCGCAUCGGAAAAAACGAAAACGUCGACUAAACACCAACCCAUACGUAACAACAGUUACCAUCGUAAAAAAAACUCUAAAGCCGUGAAGACUCAUCACAAUCAUAGCAUUCAGCACCAUCAGCAGCACCAUCAGCAGCACCAUCAGCAGCACCAUCAGCAGCACCAUCAGCAGCACCAUCAGCAGCAUAAAAAUCACCGCCAUGGUCAUAAUAAAAACGACGCUCACCUCAAAGACGGGAGGCAAUCGCAAGACGAAGCAGUUCCAGACGUACCGCAUUAUGAUCUUUCGUCUCUUAUGCCCAUAAUUGCUGGACAACGCCGGGAGGACGUGGAUGUCCCAAUUAUGGAGAUUCCAAACGUGGAAGUUAGAGCCGGAUCUUCUUUUGGAUUCAGCAUUAACAGCCGGCAAUCGAGUGCUUGUUCAUUUUACGGCAGGCCCAUGUCAUUUAAAUUCCUACUUGCCGGCGAGAAAAUACCGUGCACGUUCAACGACCAUGCAACUCAUGAAGAGAAAACGCAAUUUUUACUGGAAUAUAGCGAGCCGGAGAUUGGUCCUGAUUGCUUUUGCUCGUCUGCAAAUUUGCAGGAAAACACUUUUUGUGAAUGGGGUCCACCGGCCAAAGCUGUGAAAUCGAAAGGAUCUCGUCGUAAAAGAUUGUUGUUAAAACAAGGCUCGGAAAUAUCUUAUGGGCGUUACUCACGGUCGAUGGGUAAAGAUCCAGUAAUAUUUCAACACUACCAGGAUAAUUUGAAAUACAUGGAGCGCUACCGGUUUUACCAUACCGUCGGCAAUGUUGGUCGACCGGCAAUAUAUAACCAACAUGAGGAAAAGGCAAUGGACGUCGACCCAUAUUACAAUAAAAUGAAGAGCAAUUUGAGGUCCUCCCUUGAAAAUCCCGUGUUCAACUAUAUUCCGAAACAUCUCCGAGACCAGAGAAAUGGGUCUGCGUCCAGUACUGAGAGUGGACGGGAGAGGUGUGCCGACGAUGAAAGUAUGGAGACUGGCAGUAUCGAGAACCGCCACUUCUCAGUACGUGACCGCGGGAAGGCUCUUAACUUGGCCCCGGUCCGAGAAUGCACAGUGCCUAACUUGACGCAGAACGAUAAAAUGGACAUAAUGCAAAUCAACCAUUACCUGAAUCUUACAACCCCGCCGUCAUCAUGUAUGCCGUUUGACAUGGAUGACGUCCAAAACAAGCGCUUGCCAUUAAAGACGCUAGACGGCGCAUUCCCACCACAAUCGCAACGCCGCAGUGCUCGGACGUUGCGACUGGGCAGCGCCGAGUUUAUGAAGCCCGGGAGCGCAGAACAAGAAGCGAAAUGGAAGCAGGAUAAACGGGAACAGAUCAGGCGAUCCAACUCGUCUGCUCCAAAUACUGUCCCCGGAAAUCUCAUCGUCGGUAGCACUGCGCCGACACCGAUAGGGAAAAGUAAAAGCGGGAAAAACUCAUCCUAUAUUCAGCAUCAAAAAGACCAUCAGACCUCAUUGAAUUCUUUGACCAAACCACAAUCCCCUCCGCAGCAUAUCUCAGGUAGGAAAUUUGUUCCGUGUGAAAGGGUCAACGAAGUGUCGUCUGCACCGAAAGAACGCGGCGGAAAAUUCGGAUACACGCACGCGGCAAAGAACGAAAUUCCUAAAACAUUAGUUCGAACGGCGUCCAUAAUAGACUUCAAGGAUCCCUUUUAUAUACCUGUUCGUGAAAGGGUGAAGGCAAUAACGCUUGAUGUAAAUCAUUUAGGAAUUCGUGGAACUACUUUUACACAAAGCUCGGAUAUUACUCUCUACAAAGCCAGGCGACACAGUUCGUUUGUUAUGUUGCGUUUGAAAGACCUUUAAAGGCUGUGAAGCAUCCAAUUAUCGUGUUUUCUGAUUCUAAGUUUGUUGUGUUAUCAUACGGAUAAUAAUUAAUAUAUUCGUAACUUCGUCAUUAACACAAGUGACGUUACAAAUAUGUCGAUUAUUUUCUUGCUUUAAGUCCAUUGUUAUAUCGAUUUCCCGCACUAAAAUAUCCAUUUUGAUGAAAGUGCAUAUUCUCAAAUUACAAAAUGUAUGUGAAUUUUAGUCUUGUUCAA